AAUCCCUUUAAUAAAUACAACAUCCAUGAAUGUGUUGGCAGAGGAAAUUUUGGCGAUGUUUUCAAAGCUACGGAUAUCAAAACUAAUAAAAUUGUUGCUAUAAAGGUUAUAAAUCUAGAAGAUACCGAAGAUGAAAUUAGUGUUUUAAUUCAAGAAAUUUCCUUUUUAUCUCAACUUCGCUCACCUUAUAUCACAAAUUAUUAUGGCACUUUUGUUCAUAAUGUAUCAAUGUGGAUAGUCAUGGAAUAUUGUGGAGGAGGUUCAUGUGCUGAUCUAUUAAAAUAUCAUAAAAAACUAAAUGAAGAUGUCGUUUCUUUUAUCAUUAGAGAUACUCUCAAGGGCUUGGAAUAUUUACAUUUUGAAAAAAAGAUUCAUAGAGACAUUAAAAGUGCCAACAUCCUAUUAACUAACCAUGGUCAAGUCAAGCUCGCUGAUUUUGGUGUCAGUGGCCAAAUAACCGAACAUACAAUUAAAAAAAACACCUUUGUUGGAACCCCAUUUUGGAUGGCUCCUGAAGUUAUCACAAGAAAAGUAGGCUACAAUGAGAAAGCUGAUAUCUGGUCUCUAGGUAUAACUACAAUUGAACUAGUCACUGGCUCGCCUCCUUAUUCAGACUACGAACCAAUGAAAAUCCUAUUUCAAAUUCCAAAGAGACCAGCUCCAACUUUAGUAGGCUCAAACUACUCUGAAAACAUUAAAGAUUUUAUAAGAUACUGUCUUGUUAAAGAUCCCUCAAAGAGACCAUCCGCUACAAAGUUAUUAAGACAUCGUUUUGUGAAAACCUGGAAAAGAAAUGUCAAUUUAAUUUCCUUAAUCGAGGAAAAAAAUAAAUGGUUACUUAAAAGAAAAUCUGCAAACAAAAAACCAAAGUAUCCCAUAAUCGAUCAAAAUGACCAAUCAACAAAAUCGUCCAAAAUAGAAUGUCAGUUAUCAGACAUUACUCCAGAUCAAAAUCAUGUUGAAGACUAUUAUAACCAUCAUCAAAGAAAAAACACCAGCAGCAGCGAGCUUGAAACAGACACAGAAAACGAUAUCACCAUGGAAGAAAGCUACAAUGAGGAAACCAGCGAUAUCGACUACCUGAACGACAUCAUUCUUUACUGCUUGAAAAGAGUUGCCAAUAGAGCCAAAACUGUCGAGACAAAGACGACAGUGUUGAAGUUGAGAAAAACGUUGGUGCAGUUUGAGGUGGAGCAGCCUGGCUUGAGCGAGGCCAUCAGUGAAGAGAUCUGGUUGCGAAUG
This is a messenger RNA of Ascoidea rubescens DSM 1968, 1242 nucleotides long. It is a transcript of the gene SPS1, whose product is annotated as putative serine/threonine protein kinase SPS1. Gene Ontology annotation, molecular function: protein kinase activity; ATP binding. NCBI's taxonomy places the organism in Eukaryota, Fungi, Ascomycota, Saccharomycetes, Ascoideales, Ascoideaceae. Gene Ontology annotation, biological process: protein phosphorylation. The annotation marks the transcript as partial. The transcript has 4 exons. The record is from RefSeq and is a predicted model, not a curated record.